Paramecium tetraurelia is the source of this 525-nucleotide messenger RNA. RefSeq lists its product as uncharacterized. The transcript is spliced from 2 exons. The record is from RefSeq and is a predicted model, not a curated record. NCBI's taxonomy places the organism in Eukaryota, Ciliophora, Oligohymenophorea, Peniculida, Parameciidae. Gene Ontology annotation, molecular function: protein-cysteine S-palmitoyltransferase activity. Gene Ontology annotation, cellular component: Golgi apparatus; endoplasmic reticulum. Gene Ontology annotation, biological process: peptidyl-L-cysteine S-palmitoylation; protein targeting to membrane.
AUGCUUGAGGACAAAAUGGAUUUUGCUUUAUUAUAUAAUUUGAAACAGCCUUAUCAUCCGAUUAAAAGGAACAGAAAAUCUGUCUUCGUUUACUACUUUGUAAUUCUGACAUCCUAAGGUUGUAUAGGAUACAUCUUAUGGCAAUUGUAAGGAAUAUUGUUGUAAAUCUUUGUUGGUCUGCUGGCUAUUUUGCUAAUUGUCUCUGUUCUGGCAUAAUGUUGCAAUCCAGGAUUCAUUACUUUGCAAAUUACUGUGGAAGAGGCUAUGAAUUAAUAGAUAGAUCCUAUCAAUAUCUGUCCAGAUUGUUGGGUCAUUAAACCUUUAAGAUCGAAACAUUGUGAAUUCUGUAAAAAAUGUGUAGUGGUUUAUGAUCAUCAUUGUCCAUGGAUAAAUAACUGUGUUGGAGCCAAAAACUUAAUUUAUUUUUAUAUUUACCUUAGUACCUUAAUCCUUAUUUAGAUUUAUUCGGCUGCAAUAAUCGUUUUCUGUAUUUACUUUUAUCUAAAUAGACUAUUUUAAAUCUGA